Solanum lycopersicum (tomato) is the source of this 1020-nucleotide messenger RNA. The record is from RefSeq and is a predicted model, not a curated record. Lineage: Eukaryota; Viridiplantae; Streptophyta; Magnoliopsida; Solanales; Solanaceae.
AUGGUGUGUGAGCAUAUAUUCAAGCUGUUGAAGAAAGACGCUCUGACAAAAUGGACUAAAGAGUGUCAGAUUGCUUUUGACGCUAUCAAGAACUAUUUGUCAAAUCCACCGGUAUUGGUUCCUCCGCGAGAAGAGAGUCCUUUGUUGUUGUAUUUGUCAGUCUCAGAUAAUGCAUAUGGAUGCGUACUCGGUCAACACAACGAGAAAGUAAAGAAAAUGGAUCCAUUGAAGUAUAUUUUCCAAAAGGCGAUGUCGAUCGAAAAGUUAGCUAAAUGGCAAAUGUUGUUGAGUGAGCUUGAUAUCGUGUAUGUGACUCAAAAGGCAAUAAAGCUUGCAAAAAAUCCUGUUAAUGAAGAGGAAGGCAUCGGAGCAGUUUUAGUGUCAGAAUUUGGUCAGCACUAUCCCAUGGAAACUAAGCUCCGAUUUAAUUGCACGACCAACAUGACUGAGUAUGAAGCUUACAUUCUUGGUUUGAGGAUGAUCGUUGACAUGAAUUUCUACGAGUUGCUGGCUGUGAAGAACCCAAAGAUUAUACCUUACGUAAAGCAUGUAAAGAAGUUGGGCAAAAGAUUUCGUAAGAUCGAGUUCAGACCUACGCCCAGAAUACAGAAUGAGUUGGCUGAUGCUCUUCCCACCAUUGCUUCAAUGAUUAAACAUACGGAUAUUGAUUAUAUUGAUCCUCUGGAUAUAGAUCUGAAAGAACAUCCAGUCCAUUGUGCACAUGUUGAAGUAGAACUAGACUGUUUGCCAUGGUAUUUUGAUAUAAAAAAGUAUUUGAAAUCCGGAGAUUAUCCUGAAGAUGCUACGUCCAACCAAAAGAAGUCGAUACGUCGUAUGGCUCUCAAUUUCUUUCUAAGUGGAGAAGUCCUUUAUCGGAGGACUCCAGAUUUGGGUCUUCUAAGAUGUCUUGAUGUUGUUAAAGCUGCGAAGCUUAUUGAACAGAUACAUGUAAGAGUUUUUGGUACGCAUAUGAAUGGUCUCACUUUGGAAAUAAAGAUCCUACGAGCCGAGUGUUUCUGA